GCGUCAUGUCCAUCUGCAUGCCUAGCCCACAGCAAGAUCGAUGUAAAGGCCACAAUGAACACUAUGCGAAUGUUGAUCAUCGCUGCACUGGGUUUUGGCGACGAGCUAAUUGCAUGUUCAAUCAUGCGCCGGUAGGGGGAUUGCACUCUUCUGGCAGGCAUCUGCCUGCAUCGACCCAGGUGUCUUGCACAAGUUUAUGUCCGUUCCAGCUUCUUUUGCGGUAAGUUUUGCGCCACACCUCUCGCAGACCUGUCUUGACUGAAACUUGCAACAACUUUCGUGCUACCUACUCAUCCGGCAUGCAUUAAAACAAUAAAGCUCAGCUACGUUGUAGCAAGCCUCUUGUGAUAAUCCAUAAAUACCCUCCACAAACAUCACCUUGAUAUCGGAUAUCAUCUGCAAAAUCGUGUCCACAACAGGUCAACUUCAUUAUGCCUGACUUCAUGCUCGACGAAAUCGAAGCAUUGGGUAGCUUGCCUUCCCAAACAUCAAAGAUCGAUUCCGGUCGAUACACCAUUUCAUCCACUGAACGACUGAAUUUGGAGUCGCCGGACGACCAGGUUCAUGCAAAGAUUUGGUUCCAGUCUCCACCACUUAAAGUCAGCACUAUUCGGCGUAUCGAUAAUCUUCAACUCUUAGCCGAGUCCCACGAUCAAGGCUUUGCCGAUAACCCUUCGGCUGGCAACUGGACUUGGUUCGAACUAGCCAUACUGGAAGACGAGUUUGCAAAGACACCUCGGGUGAAGGAUGGUAUCGAGCUUGUCUGGAAGAGCCAUCGCAACCGAUUUCGCAAGCGCAAAUACGGCUGGAAAGAGGGUCAGGAGUUCGAUGAAGACCAUGAUCUUCUACGUGCACUUGAGGACGGCAACGUCAUAGCUGUUCGCAUUUGCGCAAGGUUUCCCAAUUGGGAAAUCGCGGCUCGAUCAGGUUAUCUUGUAGUCAACAUUGGCGACAAAGAAUUCAAGCGCCAGCCCGUACAUUACGACAAGGUCGUCUCUCAAAUCGAGACUAUUCAAGAGACAAUACACGAAAUCAACAUCCAUACCAAUACAGCCUUCACAACGACUUUGCCCGACAAUCUCUUCCGCGCGGACGUUUUUGGCUCCAGUGGAGAGCGCCCACUUCGCGUCCUAUCCCUUGAUGGUGGAGGCGUUCGGGGGCUUGCAUCGCUACAUCUUCUGAAAGCGGUUAUGGACCAGGCAAAGCUCAACAAGAAGCCUUGCGAAGUGUUUGACAUGAUCGGUGGUACUAGUACCGGAGGUCUGAUAGCUAUAAUGCUGGGUCGCCUACAAAUGACCAUUAAGGAGUGUAUCGACACGUACACAGUGUUCAUGAAAACGGUCUUCAAGAGCUCAUGGAAAGGCAAGAACGGAGACCUGGUUGCAAACGGCUCAUACUAUGACGCCAGUAUCCUCGAGAAAGUGGUCAAGGACCUUAUUCGGGAUCGACUCCACAACGAAGAUGUCAAGAUGGUUGAUGAAAGCAAGGAUACAAAUAAUGCUUGCAAAGUUUUUGUCAUGGCGGUGCGUACAGAUGGACCAAGCAACCGGGCGCCCGUCUUUCUACGUUCUUAUGUCAAUCCACAAGACAUUUCUGCAAUUCCUGACAUCAAACUGUGGGAGGCUGCUCGUGCAACAUCCGCAGCCCCACUGUACUUCGCCCCCAUGAAGGUCGGCGACUAUGAGUUGGUGGAUGGCGGCUUAGGCGCCAACAAUCCAUUGGGAUGGCUCUGGACAGAAACGCUGGCUGUGUUUGGACCCGCGCGAAGUACCGAUUGCUUCCUCAGCAUUGGCACGGGCAUUUCAGCUAACGAACCGCUUUCCAAUCCAGGAAGGACCAACCCAGUCACAACCGCCAAGGCUCUUUCUUCCAUCGCUACAAAUACACAAAUCGUGCAUGUACUUUUCCGUUCACUCAUUAACGCAUUCGCACCCAAGCCUCUGGAAAAGAAGUACUGGAGGCUGAAUAUCGGCGAGGAAAUACCUGAGCGGGUAGAGCACAAACCGGGUGGCUGGUUUUCAGGGCCAACUGACGUGAAGCAUUUGGACAACUUCAAAAAGCUUGGCGAGCUCGACGACACUAGGGAAGAGGUCAUUCAGGAGCUUUUAAAGAUGACAACUCAGUAUGUGAAGUCUCAAGAUAGUCAGAUUAGCGACUGUGCUGCGGCCAUAAGAGCUAGUAUUGGACGUCAGGAUUUGACCAAGGAGAGUGAUAGUUUACGCCCCUAGGUGGGUAAACUUGUCUGAAUGGUUAUGAGGGUAUUUCGUGGUAGAUAGUUCAAUCGAGUGAUCGUGUUUAGUCAAAUACGAGUACAUCGAUUUCC
Molecule: messenger RNA, 2323 nt
Organism: Dothidotthia symphoricarpi CBS 119687
Lineage: Eukaryota; Fungi; Ascomycota; Dothideomycetes; Pleosporales; Dothidotthiaceae
Product: FabD/lysophospholipase-like protein
Exons: 10
Coding region: 432-2228 (598 amino acids)
Biological process (GO): arachidonate metabolic process
Cellular component (GO): membrane
Source: RefSeq, a predicted model, not a curated record